UACAGUUAAUAACAGUAAUGGCGGAUAUUUGUGAGAAAGAAAUGUCUCGUGUUCCAAUUCUUGUGAUUCUUGGUGCUACAGGUUCUGGAAAAACAAAAUUAAGUAUACAACUGGCACAAAAAUUUUCUGGAGAAAUUAUAUCAGCUGACAGUAUGCAGGUGUACAAGGGAUUGGACAUCAUCACAGCGAAAGUCACAAGAGAAGAAAGAUUACAAGCACCACAUCAUAUGAUAGACAUUGUGGAUCCAUUGGUCAAUUAUACAGUCGUUGAGUUUAGGAAUCGAGCUCUUUCUGUCAUUGACAAUUUGAUGAGCAGAAAAAAAUUGCCAAUUAUUGUAGGUGGUACCAACUAUUAUAUUGAAGCAUUAUUGUGGCAGAUUUUAAUAGAUGAUCCUGAAGAGUCAAGUGACAAUGAUCAACAGACAAAAAAACCGAGAUUGAACACUUCUGAAACAAAUGAAGAGCUACAUAAAAAAUUGGCACAAGUCGAUCCAAAAAUGGCGCAAUGUCUUCAUCCAAAUAAUCGACGAAAGGUGAUAAGGUCACUGGAAAUUUAUGAGAAGUUUGGAAGACAACAUUCGGAGCUUUUAAGAUUACAACGAACAGGAGGUGGUUGUGGAAUUGGCGGUCCUCUUCGAUACAAGGAUUUAAUAAUAUUGUGGCUUCGUUGUGAUCAGGAGGUCCUUGACAGUAGACUGGAUGAAAGAGUGGAGUCGAUGGUAGAGGCAGGUCUAAUUCAAGAGUUAUUGGAUUUCCACGAAAGGUACAACGAAGACCGACUCAAAAAUAAUGCAGCACCAGAUUACACAAGAGGAAUCUUUCAAAGUAUCGGCUUUAAGGAGUUUCACAAUUACUUGAUAUUGCCCGAAGAUGAAAGGAACAGCCAGAAGGGACAGCAGAUGUUACAAGAAAGUAUUGCGGAAUUGAAAUUAGUCACAAGGAGAUACGCCAGGAGGCAGAGGAAAUGGAUAAUGAAUAGAAUGAUUCGUCGAACAGAUAGACAAGUUCCUUCAAUAUAUUCAUUGAAUUGUACCAAUAUGGAAAAAUGGACAAAUGACGUUUUAAAUCCAGCGAUAGAAAUUGUCACCUCAUUAAUUCGGGGCGAGCAACCAAAACAAAAAUCAAUGAAUGAAAAUAUUGAAGAACAAAAAUCAACGGAUAUUCUUAAUGAUAUGCCUCACUUUUGCGAAAUUUGCGAAAGGCUUUUUGUCGGCGAAUUACAAUGGAAUAUGCACUUGAAAAGUAUAAAGCACAAAAAAGUUACAGAAAAGAAAAAACGAUCGAUUAAACAACAAGAAAAAAUUAAUACGGAACAAUCUACGCAACAAGGUAUUGAACAAAGGUCUACUUAAAAAUUAUUUUAUUUUUUUUUUAGUUUUCUUUUUUAAUGCCCCUUUUGACUGCUUUUAAUUGUAUUGAUUUCUUUUAACGCAUUUAAAGAAAGUGAUGUACAAUUAAAAGAAAAAAAAAACGAAAUUUAUUAACAUGUAUGAUUUACAUGUUUGUUAAUAAUAAUUACUGUGAUGAACGAAAAUUUUUUCGUUUCCCAAAGAAAUAAGAACUGAAUAAAUAAUCAACUGUUGGAAAUGUAGAUUUGUUUUGUAUUUAUCGUUACAUUCAAUGAUGAACACAAGAUAAUAUCUUUCUGUAUAUAAAGUGUGUGAUAAGUAGGUAAAGAAGAAUUUUACAUUUUAUGAAGACAAAUUUUUUCUGAAUUUAAUUUUGUUUUUGGUUGUAAAAUUUUUCAUGUUAAAAAUAAUAAUACUGAUUAUUAUUAAUGCCAUUGGUUGAUUUUUAUUUGACAAAAUAGAAAUUGAAUAUAAUUUUAAAAAAAAAAUCAUUCGAAUUGUAAGAAAUAUUGAUAUCAAAUUUAAUUUUUAAAAAAUGUGAUGUAAUUGUUCAUAAAAUGUUAAACAUUAAAUGUUAAAAAAAAUA
Leptopilina boulardi is the source of this 1935-nucleotide messenger RNA. Its product is annotated as tRNA dimethylallyltransferase. The record is from RefSeq and is a predicted model, not a curated record. The coding region runs from base 18 to 1352 and encodes 444 amino acids. Gene Ontology annotation, biological process: tRNA modification. Gene Ontology annotation, cellular component: mitochondrion. NCBI's taxonomy places the organism in Eukaryota, Metazoa, Arthropoda, Insecta, Hymenoptera, Figitidae. The transcript has 9 exons. Gene Ontology annotation, molecular function: nucleic acid binding; zinc ion binding; tRNA dimethylallyltransferase activity.